AUGUCUCACAGCUCCAGGGUUUCCAUACCUGAAGAGGGUUCGGAUAGCGGGGAAGAUACUGGUACUGGGUUGUGGGCUAGACCACCCCUCACAGUGCAGACGGGCUUCCCGCCACCACCACCUCCGCCACCUCCCAUUCCGCCACCACCACCUCCCCAGAUGACCUCUGAGAAUAGCGGCAGAGGGCGACGAGUGAGCGUUUUUGUAAACAACGAUCAAGAUACAUGGGCUGUCCGUCCGCCACCCGAAGACGUUUACGAGCGUCUGGAGGAGUUCUUCCCUGGUCACGACCUAGACAAGCCUGUCAUCGAUGCGAGCACCGGCGGGACCUCCCCUACCACCACGGAGCAUCCCAUUCCUCUUCCUCCCGAGCCUACUGAGAAACGGUGGAAGCACAAGAAAUCCAUUCGUGUCGUGGCUGCCGAACACAAGAAGAAGAUCGACCGGACGUCACGCAUGGAUCCAUCCUCUCUCGCCAGCGAUGUCCGGAGACACAGGAGUACCAAGCUGUGGGACAAGCAGACUGAGGAGGUGACAGCGGAGAAACUCAGGUCGUCGGUCCCGGAGUCUCCGUCGCCGUCUGCUCCGCCCAAACCCAUAUUCAAAUGGGUUCGAGGUGAAAUCAUUGGCAAGGGUACUUAUGGGAAAGUGUACCUUGCUCUCAACGCCACCACUGGUGAAAUGAUUGCCGUGAAGCAAGUCGAGAUUCCUCGAACUGCCAGCGACAAGAAUGACGAUCGUCAGCUGACGCUUGUGCAAGCGUUGAAGCAGGAAAGCGAGACCCUGAAGGAUCUGGACCAUCCAAACAUCGUGCAGUAUCUUGGGUUUGAAGAAACUCCGACUCAUCUGAGCAUCUUCCUUGAGUAUGUUCCUGGUGGUUCGAUUGGUGGCUGCCUCAAGAAGCACGGGAAGUUUGACGAGAACGUCACGAAGUCAUUUACGUGGCAGAUCCUCAAUGGUCUCGAAUACCUCCAUUCCAAAGGCAUCCUACAUCGAGAUUUGAAAGCCGACAACAUCCUAGUCGAAGCUACCGGUGUCUGUAAGAUAUCAGACUUCGGCAUUUCAAAGAGGACAGACGACGUGAACGCCAACGGUCAAUUCACGGCCAUGCAAGGAACAGUGUUCUGGAUGGCCCCGGAGAUGAUCAACUCCAAGGAGAAUGGAUACAAUUCAAAGAUCGACAUCUGGAGCGUCGGCUGUAUAGUCCUGGAGAUGUGGGCAGGCGAGCGGCCUUGGAGUACGGAAGAGAUGGUAGCUGUGAUGUUCAAGUUGUAUGGCAAGGCCGCCCCGCCUGUCCCGCAGAAUGUCCAUCUGUCCGCGUUGGCUGACGAUUUCCGACGAAAAUGUUUCGCGAUUAACCCCGAUGACCGGCCCACGGCGGCUGAGCUUCGACGACAUAAAUACCUGAUACUCCCACCGGACUGGGUUUUUAAUGGUUUCAAGUAG
Gloeophyllum trabeum ATCC 11539 is the source of this 1446-nucleotide messenger RNA. Its product is annotated as Pkinase-domain-containing protein. Gene Ontology annotation, molecular function: ATP binding; protein kinase activity. The record is from RefSeq and is a predicted model, not a curated record. NCBI's taxonomy places the organism in Eukaryota, Fungi, Basidiomycota, Agaricomycetes, Gloeophyllales, Gloeophyllaceae. The transcript is spliced from 6 exons. Gene Ontology annotation, biological process: protein phosphorylation. Bases 1 to 1446 code for a protein of 481 amino acids.